AAGCUGGCAAGUGGCAACAUCGGUAUAGUGUGUGAGCCAUCGCCCUGUUAACGGUGUCAUGGCGGUUUGAGUUGUUGAAAUCUUUUUUUUUUGCAAUAACUUCCAAGUUUAUGUGCUUUAUAACGAACUGAAUAUUGAUUACGAUCAAUAAAAUCACGCGACACAAAAUAGAAAAUAAUGCGCGAAUACAAAAUAGUAGUGUUAGGUAGCGGAGGCGUGGGAAAGUCCGCCCUCACAGUACAGUUCGUACAAGGCAUCUUCGUGGAGAAAUACGAUCCCACAAUCGAGGACAGCUAUCGGAAACAAGUGGAGGUCGAUGGGCAACAAUGUAUGCUCGAAAUCCUUGACACGGCGGGAACGGAACAGUUCACGGCGAUGCGGGAUUUGUACAUGAAGAACGGACAGGGAUUCGUGUUAGUAUAUUCUAUCACGGCACAAUCGACGUUCAACGACCUGCAGGACCUGCGAGAACAGAUUCUACGAGUAAAGGACAAAGAUGACGUGCCCAUGGUUCUGGUCGGCAACAAAUGUGAUCUGGAGGCAGAACGAGUCGUGGGCAAGGAACAGGGACACAACCUCUCGCGCCAGUUCCAAUCGUGCGCCUUCAUGGAGACCUCCGCGAAAGCCAAGAUCAACGUGAACGACGUGUUCUAUGACCUAGUACGACAAAUCAACAAGAAAUCUCCUGGCCCACCAGGAAAGGCCACUAAGAAAUCUGUUAAGUGUACUCUCUUGUAAGGCUCGACUCCCUGGAGCCUCCGACGCAACUAGGUAUAAAACAUUUAAUAAUUUGAAAGACUUCUCAGAACCUAAAUUUGGCUCUUGCGGUUCCGAAAGUUAGCUAGGUGGGUCGAGUGUUGUUACUUGGUUGCCUAUAGCAUUUUAAAUGUGCAUUUGUUAAGCUAUAACAUGCCCAGUGUUAUAGCGCGAGUGGAAAAUGCACAGAAUAACGCAAAUUAAUACAAACUCCUAUCCUGUAAAUGUGUAGUUACACUUUUUGAUCUAUGUAAAUUAGGACAAGUAUUCAAAUAGAUUCUGUGUGUUUCACUCUAGAAAAUUCCAAUCGUAAUGUGUGGAUGCUGAUAGGUUCAGAAGUUAACCAGUAUAGUGCUGUUGUUCCAUUAACCAGUGCGCUUAUCAAGCUGCUGGGGAGUACAUGCUGAUCACAUUCCAUUGCGAUAAUGUCCUGCUGCAAUAUAUACAGAGAUUCAAGAUAUUUGACUUCUUUGAUAUCUGCUGUUGGUAUCCUGUUAAUGUUACCAUUACCACACAUGACAUGGAAUUAUAAUGAUUGAAUAAUCAAUUAACAAUAGAACUCAACAUGCACUCCUUAGCAACUUGCAUUUAUAAUCUCAAUUUGGUCAAGAUUCUUUCAUAGAAUAGAAUGAAUUUUGUCAAAUUUAGUGUGCUUUAAACUUGUGAAUCAUGCUAUGUGCAGACAGUUUAGUCUCGUCAAUUAUAUUGAACAGGAAAAGCUACAACGGCCUGUAUUUGCCAUAAGAUAAACACUCAAGGGCAUUCACACUGUAAUAUGGUACAGGCAGAUGUUUUAUUAUUUAAUUAUGAGUUUGGUAGACUUGUGGGCAUAAGUGUAAAUGGAAUCAUAAACAUCUUAAUAGCAAUAAUAAGUGCCACAUAUUAGUGAAAAUUGGUCAUAAGUAUGCCUCACUGUCUGGACCUAGCAUAUAAUAUAACAUAAUUCCUAGAAUAUUGUUCUAAUAGUACUGAGUAAAAUAACAAAUGGAGCCUGACUUCUGAACGGCUAGGUGAUGUGAGCCAGGCUAUGAGGGGCUGGGACAGCCCGCAGGCCUGAACCAGUGUGUAAUGUUUAAAUAAUUAAGGAUACAUUAAAUUUUUCAGAUAUAUUAUUGUCUUGUUAUAUAAUUCAAAUGUAUCGAAGGAAAAGUGGAAAGGACACCAUGCAGAGUUGGUGACUGGAACAAAUAUUAGUGAGCCUUAGCUAGCACGCGGCCCUGCCGCACUGCCAGAUCUAUAACCCCUUGCUCUAGGAAAUUGAACUCUAAAAUUAAUCGUUAUGGAAGAUGGGAUAAAGUUUUAUGAUUACCAGCUCAUUCAAAUGUAAUUACCGACCUAUGUUUUGCUUCUAUGGAACUUUGUUAAACAUACUAAUUAUAGGUGUUCAAAUAUUGUUACGGAAUUAGAUGUUUCCUCCAUUCUCAUUUCUUUACAUUUAAGGUUACUGCACAAGGAUAUUGGUAAUGACUUCGAUCUGAGUUGAAUUAUAUUUUUAUAUAUAUUGUGCAAAUUAAGAACUUGUAUAUUUUUAUCUUUUCAAUCAAUAAUCGACUUGUACAAUAACUAUUAAUUUCUUUUUUUGCAAAUUUAUCAAUAAAACCGAUUUUAAAUUUA
Messenger RNA from Leguminivora glycinivorella, 2370 nucleotides. It is a transcript of the gene Rap1, whose product is annotated as ras-related protein Rap-1b. Bases 178 to 738 code for a protein of 186 amino acids. The transcript has a single exon. Gene Ontology annotation, biological process: Rap protein signal transduction; cellular response to cAMP; negative regulation of synaptic vesicle exocytosis. The record is from RefSeq and is a predicted model, not a curated record. Lineage: Eukaryota; Metazoa; Arthropoda; Insecta; Lepidoptera; Tortricidae. Gene Ontology annotation, cellular component: plasma membrane. Gene Ontology annotation, molecular function: GDP binding; GTPase activity; GTP binding.